Messenger RNA from Phialemonium atrogriseum, 5463 nucleotides. RefSeq lists its product as uncharacterized. Gene Ontology annotation, biological process: histone catabolic process. The transcript has 5 exons. The coding region runs from base 84 to 5078 and encodes 1664 amino acids. The record is from RefSeq and is a predicted model, not a curated record. Gene Ontology annotation, molecular function: ubiquitin-protein transferase activity; chromatin binding. Gene Ontology annotation, cellular component: Lid2 complex. NCBI's taxonomy places the organism in Eukaryota, Fungi, Ascomycota, Sordariomycetes, Cephalothecales, Cephalothecaceae.
UCCUCUCGCGUAUUUUUUUGCGAGAGUCGCCUGGACGACCUUGCGUAUCCUCUUUUCUGCGUCGCUGCUUUUCGUCUUGUGCCAUGGCCCAGAAAUCGCAGAAUGCAGGCGAUUUUGAGGUCCACUCCAGUGCAUCCUCUGCCGCCAAAGAUGCAUCGGGAACCAGCACUGCAAGAAAGCAGUCCGCCACACCAACCAUGAAUGGCACCGUUUCGACGGUGCUGCCCAAAAUGUCGGAUCUAGCCCCCGUCAUUCAAACCAUUUCAGAAUCAUCACAGCCGAUGGAGAAGUCUGUCUCGAAUGGCUCAAAUGGCUCUGCCAAGGACGCCACUGGCGAGACCGCGUCGCCUUAUGGCACGCGCUCUCGUAAUCGCAACGGCAACUCACGCAUCAACUACGCAGAGGACAAAGACAUGGACGUGGAGAUUUUUGAAAUGUACCCCGAGAGGCGAGAUGACGAUUCCAAAAAAUCCGCGAGGCAGCUACUUCCGUCAAGUGCACCCCAAGGCAACAUCCUCCGCGCCGGCACUGGAUCGUCGAGGAAGCCACUCCCCGACGACAGCAAGAGCAGCUCUUCCCAAAGCGGCACCAAGGACAGGAGCGCGGCCCCGACACCUGGCUCAAUCUCUGGCACCAAUUCUGCCACUUCUGCCUCGAUUUCGAGAAAGCGCAAGGCCGCCUCGCAGCCAAGUGUGGCGGCCAACCAGGCGCAACCAGCGUCAAAUGGGCACUCCGCCGCCCUUCAGAAGAAGCUCGGGGCGGUUUUGCAGGGCGGGAAUGGCUAUGCUGAAACUAACCUGCUAACCUUUGAGAACUGCGGGGCACGGCCGAAAGGUGGGAAAAUGGUGGCCGACGACGGCACGGUUCUGGAGGUCAACAAUCACGUCUACCUGGUCUGCGAGCCACCCGGCGAGCCCUAUUACCUGGCCCGCAUCAUGGAAUUCCUGCACAGCAAAAACGACAGCAGUAGACCAGUCGACGCGCUGCGCAUCAAUUGGUACUACCGACCAAAGGAUAUUGGCCGCAAGGUGCAAGACACCAGGAUGGUUUUCGCAACGAUGCACUCAGACAUCUCUCCUCUGACCUCGCUGCGAGGCAAGUGCCAGGUCAAGCACAAGUCGGAGAUCCCGAACAUGGCGGAGUACAAGCGGUCGCCGGAUUGCUUCUGGUACGAAAAGCUGUACGACCGCCACAUCCAGAAGAACUACGAGGUCAUCCCCACGUCGCAGGUCGUCAACGUGCCCGAGCGCGUGAAGAAGGUGCUCGACGAGCGCUGGAAGUAUAUUUUGGUGGAGCAGGGUCGGGGUAAAGAGCUCACCAGUGCGGUGAAGCUUUGCAAGCGAUGUAGCGGCUACUGCGCCAGCAACGAUUCGGUGGACUGUGCGGUCUGCCAAAACACGUAUCACAUGAACUGUGUCCGCCCGCCCCUGCUGAAGAAGCCGUCACGUGGUUUCGCUUGGUCAUGUGCUGCAUGCAGCCGAGCACAGGAGAGGAAGCUGGAGGCCCGCCACACGCCCAACCUUUUGGAUUCCAAUGCUAAUGGCGAGGAGGAGGAGUAUUUCGACGAUGAGGAAGACGACGGUGCCGGCGCCUGCACCGGCGGCACCACUCCCGCCAACGAGGAACACAACGAGCCCGCGACAGCCGAGCAGAUCUACCACGCCAGCCUGUGGCCCUACAGGUACCUAGGCAUUCACUGCAAGGUAGAAGACGCCUUGGACUAUGACGACAGGAUCUUCCCCCGCGCCAGCACGAGGCUAGGCCCCCGCCACCAGGCUAAUGUCCUUCCCUGGCCCGGCCGCCCUGUUCGCUACGUCAAGCCGCUAGAGAUCAAAAAGUCGAACAGGAAGGACGGAAAGCUCAGCAAAGAGGUCCAGGCUGCGAUAGAGCAGGAGCGGAUCAGGCGGGAGAAUCGGCCAAAGUGGAUCCAGGAUGAACCCCCAGGCUACGUUGCCCGGGGUGAGGACUGCGCCGAUGACGACCCGAACAACACGGCGCAGUUGCUCUGGAGGCCGCCGGAGGCUGUCGGUGCCAAUAUCUCAAACAAGGCAGUGGACGACUUUAUGGAAAAGGCCAGGUCCGAGGCACCGACCUGGGGACUUGCUCCAACCUCCACUAACCUCCAAGACAUUGCAAGAGAUGUUCUGUUCAAGAACGGCUUCGACACCAAAAAGGCCAUGCGGGAAUUCUUGAAGGUGCCCAAGUCGGUUUUCAAAGAGCCGGAACUCACACCAGCCGAGCAGAAGAGAUUCGAGGACGGCGUCCAGAAAUUCGGAUCCGAGCUGCAUAGCGUCAUGAAACACGUCAAGACCGUCAGCUCCGCUAACAUCACACGCUACUAUUACAAGUGGAAGAAGACGGAGCGCGGUCGGCAGAUCUGGGGCAACUAUGCAUCCAGGAAAGACAAGAAGGCAGCCAAGAAGGCCGAGGCGACUGCCAAUAAGCUCGCCGACGAUGUAGCGGACGACCACGAUGAUUCGGCCUUCGACGCCGAAAAGGCUGUCGAGAAGAAGAAGAGCUUCAUGUGCAAGUUCUGCUCGACCAAAUCCUCACGCCAGUGGCGACGAGCCCCGAAUGCAUCCUCAACGCUGGUUACCGAGAACGGCGGCAAGAACUCAAACAAGGACAAGAACGCCCAGUACAUCCAGGCCCUGUGUCGCCGCUGCGCCGAGCUGUGGCGUCGCUAUGCCAUCCAGUGGGAAGAUGUCGACGAGGUUGCCAGGAAGGUUGCCCAGACCGGCGGGCGAGGUUGGAGGCGGCGGGUCGAUGAGGAGCUCUACAAGGAGCUGCUGACGGCAGACGAGAUGAUGAACAACACGCGGUACCGUACGCCCGAUCUGUCAGCAACUGCCACCCCAGCGGCUGGCCCCAACGGAGAUCAGGCAGGUCAAGAACCGCCGCGGAAGAAACUCAAGGGCCUGCCGGACAGGGAGGCGGAUCAAAAUGGGUCGGACUCGGGCAGUACGUCGGCUGCGAAGAAGAAGGAGAAGGUGGUCGCGAAGCCGGCGCCUCCGGUCGUACCAGAGAUUCCGAAGCCGAGGACCAUGCCCUGCGCUAUAUGUCAACAGCUGGAGCCGCUGGGUGCCCAGCACCUGUCCUGCAGGGAAUGCCGGAUGACGGUUCAUCGUAACUGUUACGGUAUUGUCGACAACAGGGCCCCUGGAAGGUGGACCUGCGACAUGUGCACCAAUGACAAGAACCCUCAAGUAUCGAUCCACUACAAGUGCAUCCUCUGCCCCGUGGAAUACACAGAGCACGACUUUGUUGAGCCGCCGAAACCGUCGCAUAAGAAGAAGACGGAGAAAGAGCGCGAGCGCGAGAGGGUGGAGCGCGAGAGUGCGCAGAAGGCUGCCAACUACUACAGGAAGAAACAGGAGGAGAUGAACCGGCCUGUCAAUCCCCGCGAGCCUCUCAAACGAACGGCGGACAACAACUGGGUCCACGUCACCUGUGCGGUAUGGACCCCGGAGGUCAAGUUUGGUAUGGCCAAGGCUCUCAGUCCUAGCGAGGGGAUCCCGUCCAUCCCGCGAGCGAGAUAUGCCGAGGUGUGCAAGGCGUGUAAGAAGCAAGGCGGUGCCUGCGUGGCCUGUCACCAGUGCCGUGCCCCUGUGCAUGUUGAGUGUGCUCAUCAAGCCGGCUACCUGCUUGGAUUUGACAUCACCCCUGUCAAGAGCUCUCGCCGCGACCAGUUCAACAUCGUAACCAUCAACGGCGAAAGCGGGACCAUGGCUGCCGCCGUUUGGUGCAAGGACCACGUGCCCACGAAGACGAUUGUUCACCGCAUGCAAGACACGGUCGACGACAGCGGCCUGAACGCCCUCCAGCUCUACGUCCAGAACUUCAAGCAGGCCGAUCUGACUCUGACCGGCUGCGCGAGAAAGGCGAACCAGAUCUCCCUCGCUGCGAAGAUGUCCUCGCCGCCGCCACCAGCGCCGCCAAACCGCCGAGCCUCGACUACCACCCUCGUCAACGGCGAUCGCACCGAGCAGGCCCCGCCCUCCCUGGAGCCCGGGGUGAAGGUCUGUCUCACCUGCGGCAUCGACGUCAGCCCCAAGUGGUAUCCCAUCGACCAGGCACAGGAGCGGGGGCUUACGAACGGCCAUUAUGGCCACCUCGGCGCCGAGGCCCAGAAAUUCGUCGAACAGCGAAAUUUCCAGUGUCACAAGUGCAAGAAAGCGAACCGCCAACCGAACCCGCAUCUUCCAAAGGCGCCUUCGCCUCAGCCGGAGCCGGUGCGGCAGACUUCGCAAGUCCCCCUGGGGGCCGCAAGCCCACCGCCACCGCCAGAGGAACUGAGACAUUCAAUCAGAGGUCCAUAUACAUGGUCGCCCCUGGCUCAACCUGGUCCGGCUGCGGCUCCGGCUCCGGCUCAGAUCCCACCGAUGGCGCCACUGCAGGCACCCAUCCUCGGGCCCCCCCUCGCCGGACCCGUCGGGCAUCCUCCGGGAGGACCACCGCCGGUGACUAUCCCGCCUCCUCUGCCUCCGACUAUCGCGCCUCGCGGCCCGCCCGUCCAGCCUCAUUCGUAUGCCCAUCCGGGCGGUUCAUACAAUGACUGGCACAGACCCGCUCCUCAACACGCGCAUCACCAUGUUCACUCGCACCGCGAGGUCAAUGGCGGGCCACCUCCUCUGGCGCCGAACCCUAUCCCACCUCUGGCUCCUCCCAACCAUCUGCGACCGCCGCCGAUGUCGAGCAUCUCACACCCCCCGCCGCCGCCGGCUCCGGGCCCGCCAAUGCAUGGCAGCCACGUGGGGCAGCCCCCGUUCGCGAACGGGUUGCCCCUGUCUCCUCGCCGUCUCAGCGGGCCGCACCCCGCUCAGAACGGGUCGCCGUCAUACAUGACGUCGCCGUACCACCAUUCUGUGAGCCACCAACCAGAAUAUGCCAAUGGGGGUGGUCAACCUCUCUCAUCCAUUCUGCGCCACCGCACGCCUCUAUCCACACCGCAUGGGAGCCCUCCAAUUGCAAGAGAUAACCUCCCGCUGAAUCGGGAAUCAAGCAACCCCCCUCAGAGGGAUGGACGUCCGCCCAGUGGUGCGAGCGCUAGUCCAUCAUUGCGCAAUCUCCUCUCGUGAGACUCGGCUCUUGGCUCGAGCGGGUCGUCUCACGAAUAAGACAGCAGCAAGCUAGCCGUGCGGCUCCUUCCCAAGACGACGAUAUGAGGGAUGGGAUGCUAUCAGUCGAUAAUCCCCGAGGGAAGACAGGACUGUCUCUCCAUGUAUGAUAAUUAUGUACGGUACUUCAUUAGAUUUCAGUGGCGUUUUAGUUGAUUUCGGUCAGGCCGAAUAUACCGGCCUCGGGACAGGAGAUGAUAUUAUGGGCAGCAAAAGCGGAGUUUAGGAAAGACAUUGUAGCAUAGAUACCGUUUUAACGGUGUAUUAAAAGGCAUCGGAGAAUGAUCAGCGUUGGGGCAAUACACAAAGUGGUUAUACUCCAUUGCCGUGCCCAUGACAUGUCGGC